This is a messenger RNA of Aegilops tauschii subsp. strangulata, 1255 nucleotides long. The record is from RefSeq and is a predicted model, not a curated record. NCBI's taxonomy places the organism in Eukaryota, Viridiplantae, Streptophyta, Magnoliopsida, Poales, Poaceae.
CCUCCAAAUCCCUCCGCCGCCGCCGCCAGUUUGUCCCUCCUCAAUUUCUUCCCUGCCCUCCACCUGCCCAACCAGCCACAUCCUCAUCGGGAUCCCUCCCGAUCCGCCCAACCAGAUCAGCCGCCUUGCGGCGCCCUCGCCCUCGAGCUCCAACGGGAUCCGCGCGCCCUGGAUCCCCUGCUUCGAGCACCACCUGGAGCCCGACCAUGCGCGCCCUCAAGCCCCUGCCCCGACCACGAGAUAAGCCCCGCUGCCCUUCUCCUCCUCCUGUGGUUUCUCUGCCUUCCUCGUCCUCCUCCCUCUGUUGUCCCGCCUAGCCACUCACCCUCUCCUGUUCCUCUCUGUCAGGAGACGCCAUGGCCGCCCCUUGGUGCUUCGCGUUGCGCCCGGCCAUCAUCCUCAACGCCGGCGAGUUCCUGUUGCAUCAUCGUCGCCCGUACGGGACCUCGUCUACCUCUCCUGCAUCACGCCUCGUCGCCAGGAGCUCUCGCCAAGUCCGCCUUCCGUCGACCACAGCCCAGCCACUCCCAGUCCACAUGGCCUCCCGUCCCACGCCGGACCUCGCCGAAAACUCGUCGCCGGCCUUCCCUGCCUCGGCCAAGUGGGGAUUCGGCGCCUCGCCGCCCGGAUCCAGCCGUCUCCGCGUCGUCCGCGCCACCAACCCUGCCUCGCUCGCACCAGGGUCUAGCCGCUGCUGCCCUCCCGACCUCUGCCUGUCCCGCGAUCCUGCUGAAGCCGCGCCAAGUUCUGUCACUGCUCUGUAUCGCUGCGUGCAGCUGAUCCAGUGGCGCCCCAGUGCCUCGUUCGCCCCUGUCAGCGCUCGCGUGUGCGCAAGGCUAGGGGCGCCCAGCUCCUUCUGCUUACCCAGACAGCCAAGGGCCAGCAUCGCCAUGGCCGCCGGCCUCUGUUUUUCCCGCUAUCAACUAGCCUACUGGUUGUUCCCUCGAAGACACAUCAGGAGGUCCUGGGUUCGAGUCCCGGACGGCCCUGUUUCUUUUAUUUUGCCAAACAGUCACUCAACCACUUGGGCCAAAUCCUCCUGGGCUGCUGCGGUAUGCUGCAAUCCGACCUGUGCGUGUUUUUUCCUGGUCCAGCGAAUUUAGCAUUAUUCCAGAGAUUUUCUGUUUUGCAGAGAAGUCCCUCUAGAUCAUGCAUUUAAUAACUCACAAAUGGUGCAUUGGAUCAAAAUGAUUUAAAUAUGUAAAAUGCUUAGAAUUUCAUCUAGUUUCAUAUUAUGCUGCUUUCAUGCAUGUUU